Seminavis robusta is the source of this 1578-nucleotide messenger RNA. Lineage: Eukaryota; Bacillariophyta; Bacillariophyceae; Naviculales; Naviculaceae. The record is from the annotation of a GenBank genome assembly.
GCUCUGCGGGCUUUCAAGCUGUGGCCCCCAACCACUCAACCGACCAGUCCUCCCAAAAACACAAACGAAACACAGAACACAAGAUCUGGCCAGGACAAGCCAUAUACUAAUAUACCUGAUACCGUACUAUCGUACUACUAGCUCCCCUCCCAUUGAAUUGUCGUAAUUAUGGUGAAAGCCCCUUCAUCUCAUGGCUUGGACCGCAAGUAUCGUUCCUGGCGAAAGGGGAAGAGUGCCAAGGCGAAAAAGCAGGGAUCUCUGAAGCAUCAGCUGCGCGGGCAAGAACGACUCCUGGCGCAGGUCCUCAAACGAAACGAAGACCAAGGACGAAUUCAAGAAUUGCAGCAACGAAUCCAGGCAAUCAAGGAUGAAGUUGCCGAAAAGGAAUCCAAGGAGGUUGUACGGCAAAACUCCAAGCGUUCCCAUGGAACUCGCUUUUUGGAUCGUCAACGAGCGACCCGGUUAGAGCGCACUGCUCGCAAUGCGAAGAAUACCCAAGAGUUGACCCGAAUUGCACUGGAUAUGAUUUACGUUGCUCAUUUUCCGCAUCAACAACAAUCGUAUCGACCUUUAUAUCGAAAUGGGAAAAAGCGAUGGCUGAUACAUCCCGUUUCUCGUGCCAUGAUUCGACAAAAAAUCAUUCAGGAUCUGAAAGAAAACAAUAAGAAUUCCUUCGAACGAGUCAAAUGGAUUUCACAAGACAUGUACGAACGAGUACCGUCCGAAUGGUCUGUGGCUCAGGAAUUGGAGUUGUUUGAUUAUCCAAAGGGAGACGGCAAAGACAAAAAGAAGGAAACCACUCAAGACAACCGAUUUGCGAUCAGUAGUGACCACGACAAAUUCUUGGAAAUGGCCAAUCAACUGGAAUCCAAAUUGGACAAGGACGUGCCACAAAAGAAGAAGGAAGAAACGUCUGACAGUGAUUCCAGUAGUGACGACGACGAGGAAGAGCCCAAGAAAGCAUCUGGAAAGCGACCACCAAAGGAUCCAUCGAAACGACAAAGAGAAGAAGAUGGCUCUGAUGAUAGCUCGUCAAGCAGUGACAGUGACAGCAGUGAAGACAUAUCCAAGUCUGCUGCGCCCUCCACGAAGGAGAAUCAAACCACAAAACCAAUGAACAAAGAGCCUGAGUCAAGCAGUAGUUCAGACAGUGACAGCUCUAGUGACAGCAGCAGCGACGACAGCUCUAGCGACGACGAGGAUCAAAAGGUGACAUCCAAUCGCAACAACAACGACAACAAGAACAAUCCACUCAAAAAGGUUGGACCAGACAAGAACAAACAAGAGGAGAAGGACAGCGAUAGUGACGACGACUUUUUUGUCGCUGCUAGUGCAAAGAAAGACGAAGAUAUUGCCGUGUUUGACCGCGUCCAGGGCAAGGAAGAGCACAUGCUAGCGGCAGAGGACCCCGCUCGCGGAGACAAGAGCCAGGGUUGGGCUACCCAACGACAACGCCCAGGUCAAUUUAAGAAGAAACGAGUUCGUCGUUGAUCUUUUGAAGCUAAAACAAGUGCUAUUGUAACAUUACAGAUAUAAAUACAAUGGUCGGCCAUUUCUUGCUAUGCUCCAAUUUCUGCA